UCAAAUUAUUGAUGCGGUGGUUUGAAUCACGUUUGAAUUUAAUGCGACCCUUCGCAUUCGCUUUAUUUUCUAAUUCUUUGUCAUAAUAUUGUCUAAAUGAACUAGAUAAUAUUAUUAUUUAAAAGUGAAACUAGUGUUAUUAAGUGCAAAAUCAUGGUUUUGGCCGAAAGAAGUACUGAUGUUCGAAAUGGGAAGCGGUCGAGGGGGCCAAGCCCCAAUGGCCAUGGAAGUCCAGAUUCGAGUUCAGAAGAUGAGAAUGUGGUACCGUUUGCAGCCGAGAAGAUUAGAGUGGGUAGAGAUUAUCAAGCAGUUUGCCCAGAAUUGGAACCAGUGGAGCAGCGGAGACCAGAGAUGAUAUCAGACAGAGCCUUACUUGUAUGGUCCCCUACAGCUGAUAUAUCUGAUAUGAAAUUGGAUGAAUACAUAACUACUGCAAAGGAAAAGUAUGGCUACAAUGGUGAACAGGCACUUGGAAUGUUAUUUUGGCAUAAACAUGACCUUACUAGAGCAUCAAUGGACCUAGCAAACUUCACACCCUUUCCUGAUGAGUGGACACUUGAAGAUAAAGUAUUAUUUGAACAAGCUUUCCAGUUCCAUGGCAAAAGCUUUCAUAGGAUAAGGCAAAUGCUCCCUGACAAAUCAAUAGCAUCACUAGUGAAAUAUUAUUACUCAUGGAAAAAGACCAGAGCUCGUACUUCUCUAAUGGAUGUUGUUGGUGAAAAUCGCAAUGCAACUAGUUCAGGAACAGGCAAGCGGGAGUCUGGUGCCUCUGAACCAGGUGGUUCUGAUAAGGAAUCAGACAAUGAUGAGAAGGGCGAGGGCGGCGGCGAGGGCGCGGGCAAGAGUUGCACGGUGUGCGGCAUUCUGUGUUCGCAGACCACGCCGCACAACUCCCACAAGUUGUGUCAGGCAUGCCUCGUGCACGCCAGACGCACCGGAACGAUGCGACCUCUGUGUGGGCCCUCCGGCCGCCGCGGGCCGGGCUCCAAACAGCAGCGGUACAAGCAUCGAUUGCCACGGGGCAUUUACAUCAAUCACGAUGAUCUCGUCGCGAUGGCCACCGGCCCUCAGCCCGGCGAUCCCCCGCAGCCCGGCCUAGUCAAUCAGGGGGAAGCGAUGCUUAAAGCUAUGGACAGAGAGAUUAUAUCGCUAAAGAGACAAGUACAACAAAAUAAACAGCAGCUUAGUGCUAUGAAGCGUAAAGUUGGUGACGCCGGUGUGGAGGAGCUAAGGCCUGGUGAACCACCCGCGAAGAUAAACUCCCGCUGGACCAAUGAUGAACUACUCAUGGCCGUUACGGCCGUCAGGAAAUAUGGGCGUGAUUUCCAGGCGAUUGCGGAGACACUGGGCACAAAGACCGAGGCACAUGUUCGCACAUUCUUCGUGUCGUACCGGCGCCGGUAUAACCUGGACGCCGUGCUUCGGGAGCACGAGCAGGACCGCGCACACAUACUACAAGGUACAACGAGUACGGAAAAUUCUGAUAAAACUACUGAGAAUACCAGCGCCAAUAAUGGAAGCGGUUCGCCUCAGCCCGCCGCCAAGGAUGAAAAGACGGAGGUGGACAGCGAGGGCGUAGCGCUGGGGGCGCCAGCGGAGCGCGGGGGUCCGCCCACCACGCCCCCACCCGCACACAAGACCACCAAGUGAUGCAACCCAUUCUAACGGGCCGACCUGAAACGCUUUCACAUCUACCGCACAGUAAGUUCUACACCGACAGCCAUCUGCGCGCAUGCAACCAAAUCUACACACUUUGGAACCUAGAAACGCAGACGUUCUUUCGUAUAGUAAGUUCAGUUGUUUUGGAAGUCUAAAUUGUAUUUUGACAUGACUUAUCGUAAUCACAUUGAAUUUGUUUUAUACAUUUGUAUUUAUACUUGCUAUAUUGUUACGGGUAUGUAACGUAUAUAGCCGAAUUAAUAUUACACAAUGUUACGCAUUAAGUUGGGUCCAGAUAUACGUGUUGUAGUGCAGAGAUUCUUAAAUUAAUAAAUUCUUAUUCUUAAAUAAAAUUAAUAAAACUCAAGAUCAGUGCAGUGUGAAAUGUGCUAUCGAAGUUUGCUA
Achroia grisella is the source of this 2064-nucleotide messenger RNA. RefSeq names its product REST corepressor (gene CoRest). Gene Ontology annotation, cellular component: histone deacetylase complex; transcription regulator complex. Bases 154 to 1650 code for a protein of 498 amino acids. Gene Ontology annotation, biological process: negative regulation of DNA-templated transcription; regulation of transcription by RNA polymerase II. NCBI's taxonomy places the organism in Eukaryota, Metazoa, Arthropoda, Insecta, Lepidoptera, Pyralidae. Gene Ontology annotation, molecular function: transcription corepressor activity. The transcript has 10 exons. The record is from RefSeq and is a predicted model, not a curated record.